CCAAAGUCUCUCACACUCAGUGUGCUAACAUGUUCCCCUCAGUUACUCCCUCUCCGACUCAAACACUCCCUGCCAGUUCCUAACGGGGAGCCUCACACACCAGGAAGCCAACGAAACUUUGCUUCGCCUCCUUUUCCCCUCACUUUGUCUUGACUUUUUUUCCUUUAAAGGAGCUUUCCUCAUGGAUACUCAGGCUAUCUGCUGCACUCUGGUGAACUGUAACUGUGACAGCUUCAAGCCGGGGAAGCUGAAGAGGAGGCAGUGUGAAAACUGCAAGCAUGGCUGGGUAGCACAUGCCCUGAGUAAACUGAAGGUGCACCACAUAUACCAGAGCAGCCAGGUGGAGAUCGUGCACUCCAAUGUGGUGUUCGAUAUCUGCAGCCUGAUGCUGUACGGCACCCAGGCCAUCCCGAUCCGCCUCAAGAUCCUCCUGGACCGCCUGUUCUCCGUCCUCGAGCAGGAGGAGGUCGUCCAGAUCCUCAAUGCGCUGGACUGGACGCUGCAGGACUACAUACGAGGAUACGUGCUCCAGGAUGUAGCAGGGAAGGUGCUGGACCGCUGGGCCAUCAUGACGUUCGAGGAGGAAAUCGCCACACUGCAGCAGUUCCUGCGUUUUGGCGAGACCAAGUCCAUAGUGGAGCUGAUGGCUCUGCAGGAUAAGGAGGGCCAGGCCGUGUUGGUACCCAGCACCCGCACCAACUCAGAUAUCCGCACUUUCAUCGAGCGCCACACCCCACGCACUGCUGCCAACCUCGCCACAUCCAAAGCGGAUAAGCAGAGCAGCAACAGCAUGCACCACUUUGAAAACUUUGUCAACAGCAUGGCCUUCAUGCUGCCCUUCCAGCUGUUAGGUUCUGUUACUGCUCCGUUUCUGGGCUCACCCACAGGGGCACAGCCGCACCAGCAACAACAGCAGCCAGGCCGAGGGUCGAUGGAGCAGUGUCAGAGACAAGAUGAUCCAGGUCGGGACGGUCUAGGGAGGGACAACCCACUCCCUCUUCUACACCCUUCAGAGAGUAGCCUGCUCGGCUCCACCAUUGUCUCAUUCAACGCUGAUCUAGAUCGAAGUGUAGACCAACACAUGGAGGGUCUCUCCACCACUACAAAGAUUGAGGCAGAGGAUUUCUCCACUAGUGACAACUACUCAGACGGACCCUCCACACCAUGCACGCCCUCCAUGGGCUCUGAUGUAACCCAGAUGUCGCCCGAGGGCAAGCUGCGCUGCUUGGACAGGAAUGGGGCUAGCAGUGGAGGGGGGUCAGGAGGGGGAGGAUGCUCUCUGAAGAAAGGUCGAGUGUAUUGCAACGCCUGUGAGAAGACGUUCUACGACAAAGGCACACUAAAAAUCCACUACAACGCAGUGCACCUGAAGAUUAAGCACAAGUGUACCAUUGAUGGCUGCAACAUGGUGUUCAGCUCCCUACGCAGUCGCAACCGCCAUAGUGCCAACCCAAAUCCACGACUGCACAUGCCUAUGAACCGUAACAACCGGGACAAAGACAUGCGGGGCAGCAUGUCCGGUGAUGAGAGCUCUCAAGGAGAAAAAAGGCAUGAAUAUGGAACCCCCAUCCCGGUUUGCUCUGCAGAAAGCCAUAAAUCAGUGCCCAGCUACAUGGUGAGCCAUGUGGACACUGGUUCUAAACUCCACAGCAGCUCGUUCCCCAGCAUGGGCCAGAGUGGCAUACUCUUCCCCAACUUAAAAACAGUACAGCCAGUCCUUCCUUUCUACCGCAGCCUGGUCACCCCGGCAGAGCUUGCCAACACCCCAGGAACACUGCCUUCCCUUCCUCUGUUCUCCUCUUCUGUACCCAUCAAACCUAUCUCAGCCCAAGAAUCCUGCAUGACAGACCCCAUACCAAAGAAAAAGUCUAGGAAAUCAAGUAUGCCAAUAAAGAUAGAGAAGGAGUUGGUGGAACGAGAUGAGCAAAUGGAUAAGGGGAGCAGCUCCGAGGACGAGGCUCCGUCACAAAACACGGAGAAGGAAGAGUGUGACGAAAGCCAAGAAGGAGGUCACAUGUGCACAACACAAGCUGGGAAGGAGACAGAGGGGUGUGGAGUUUACAUUGGUGAAGAGAAGGAAAGGGAGGGCACCAAGCAUCUUCUGGACCAAACUUCAGGGAGAGAAAUGACUGUGAGGGAGGACAAAGAUGAUCCGACAAGGCAAGCUGAGACCGGAGCCAUCACCUGUGCAUCCUCCCCCUCUGAAGAUAAACUGAUGGAGGAUCAGUGUGACAACGACCUACACCGUCAGGAACCCAAUGAACAAAUUGAGAAUGGGGACCGAGUACACUCAGAGCUGAAAUGGGAUGAGGGUGAGCACAGGCUGACCAAUGGAGGCGCUCUCCAGCUCUUAGACCAUGAGAAGGAAGAAUUUGACGGCUGUGUCGACGACUACGGUGACUCACGUUUCUCUCACCUCAACCACAACGCUGAUCUGCCACACAACUGUGAGAUCUGCAGGAAGACCUUCAAGAACCCCUACAGCGUGAAGAUGCACUACCAAAAUGUCCACCUGAAGGAGAUGCACAUGUGCACGGUGGACGGCUGCAACGCUGCCUUCCCCUCCCGCAGGAGCAGAGACAGACAUAGUGCAAAUUUUAAUCUUCACAACAAGCUGCUGACCAAAGACUCCUUCAGCCCAGCCAACACCCUGUACCUGCCCUCCUCUCACUGCAGGGACAGAGACUCUGCUGACUUCUACCAGGACCAGCGAGACAGAGACCUGCCCCAUCGAGACCCGAGCAGCCAGAACUCCGUCAUCUUCCGAGGGCACAAUCGCAUGGGCCUGGUUUUCCCCAUGAGCAAAAUGUCUACCGCACCAAACAGUGCUGAGGCGUCUCCCAUAGGAGAGAGGGAAGAGGGAGGAGGAGGGGAGGAGGGGGCAGUCCUCGACCUGAGCACCUCCUCCUCUGCCCCACCUCGAGGCAGUGCUGGGGCUCCAUCUACCUGGGACUCAGAUGGUGCCGGUAGUGAGGCAGAGGAAGGGAUUGAAGAGGAUGAGGAGGCGCUCCCCAUGGAGGACAGUGAUGAAAGCUGCGAUGGGAUUGACGUGGGGAGGCCUGGGGGCGAGGAGUUGGCACUGGGGGGAGAGAGAACCCUGGGCUGCGUUGGGGGAGGGCAAGCCGGGCUUCAGGGGGGUGGGGGUGGAUCUCCGAUAACCUGCCACGUCUGCCAAAAGGUCUACAGCAACAAGGGCACGUUCAGAGCUCAUUACAAAACUGUCCAUCUGCGGCUGCUGCACAAGUGCAAAGUCCCCGGCUGCGACACGUCCUUCUCCUCGGUGCGGAGCAGGAACCGGCACAGCCAGAACCCAAACCUUCACAGGAACCUGCCUGUGAGCUCAGGGGCCCCCAUGGACCAGGAGUAGGGAUCUGAGCUCUAAUGCUAACAUGACUGAUUUCCUUGGUUCUUAUUGUCUUUUUAUUGUUGUAUUGUUGUUGCUGUUGUUGUUGUUGUUUUGGGGCACUUAAAGAAGGCUCACCAAUUAGCACUUUUAAAAUUCCAUACCGUGUCCAUCCUGUCAUCAUUUGGCAAAAAGGAGAGAAAAAGUCCAAUAAGGCAAAUGCUUUCAUUAUCAAUGGCUUUUUCAGACAUUGAUAACACUUUACACACAAAUUUCAACAUAUCAAGAAUAUUAAAGCACAUACACUUCUUAGUAAAUUCAUUCCGAAGAAUCAUAAAUGCCACCUUAAUGAAGCUCAGUCGUUGUUGUAAAGCAGAGCUGAUUGAUUUGCAUUGGUUUGCCUGACAGCCCAGUUUAGACCUCAAAAUGUGUUUGUAUGAACUGAAUCUGUCCACGUGUUGAGCCGUGAAACUGUUUCAUGCUAAUUAUUUUUCUGGUGUUUUUGUCGUCAGAUGUUCACACUGCCCUGUGAGGAGGUGCAUAAUGUAUUGAUGGACGGCAGUAGUGAACUAGAUUUGUGUCAUUUCUUUCAUUUGGACAAUGUACUACAAAAAUAGUCUUUGUUGAAAAGCUAUCGUGUUGUGAGCUUGUUAUAAGUUAUUCAAUGGUGUUCAAUAUGAUCUGUCUUUACUGUUCUGGUUGUUGCAUAAUGCUAAUGUUGACCAAAGAUUUUUUCAGUCCACAGGUGAGUAUAGAAAGCCCUUCAUCAUGUGUGAGGGCUAUGCAGUAUUAAAGGGCCCACCCAGGCUUCUCUCAUCUACUUGGUGAUUAACAGCAGUAUUCAGGGCAGGGCUCUGUUGUACAAUCGAAUCAAAUUCACCAAAACAAAAGAUAAAGAUAGCUUCUGACUGAUGGAGGAGAAAAAUAUCUUGACUUUGGUGUUAUUGUAGAGAAAUGUGCUCAUGGGACUAGACUUGAUAAAGGCAUUGCUCUUGUACUGUUGUGUGGUGUCUUGCAGUGUCCUGACUGACUGGACGAUCUACAGGAAUAUAUGCUGUGUCUCGAGGCUCGAAGCAUGUACUGUGAAUGAGUCAAACACUGAGAAAUAAUAAGAAGAAAUGCAAUUUAUAAAAAUGGCCCCACAUGAGAGCACCCCUUAAAAAACAACUGGUAAACAAAAUGUUUAUUGUACUGUAUAUUCUGUGAAUAGAGUAAUUUGUUAUCUGAAAGAAACCAAAAAAGAUACCUUAUAAAAUAGGCUUAUUUCACCACUAACAUGUUUUUCUUUCUUUCUUUUUUAUCAAAAAGAAUGAACAAGAAAAUGGUGUUGUAUAUGUUUAAUUAUUUCACCAUGGUCUACUGUUCUGGUUUUGCUCUGCAUUUUGCAUAUGUGUUCAGUUUGAAUAGAAUCACAUGGGCCAGAUUUAAGAUCCCAUUUCUGUGUUGUAUGGAUGUGUUCAAAAAAAGAGCAAAACCAAUAUGUUGAUAGGUGUUCAUGUUUCCUUUGAUUUAAUGUUAAAAUAUUCAUUCCAAUUAAAUAAAAGCCAUAUCUUUGCAA
This is a messenger RNA of Notothenia coriiceps (black rockcod), 4901 nucleotides long. It is a transcript of the gene bnc1, whose product is annotated as basonuclin zinc finger protein 1. Gene Ontology annotation, biological process: regulation of transcription by RNA polymerase I. NCBI's taxonomy places the organism in Eukaryota, Metazoa, Chordata, Actinopteri, Perciformes, Nototheniidae. Gene Ontology annotation, cellular component: nucleus. The coding region runs from base 182 to 3367 and encodes 1061 amino acids. The record is from RefSeq and is a predicted model, not a curated record. The transcript has 5 exons.